GACAGCCAUAGACAAUUACUCAUAGUCACGCGCAUAUGUAGUCACUCUUAUAAUAUUGGUUAUUCCACAGUUGAGACAGUUUUUCCUUCUUCUCGAGCAGAGAGUGAUUUGGACAGAAUAGAAAAUCUCCUCCUUAUGGUUUGUCAUCUCUCUGCUUCUUCCUGCUUGGAUACAUUGUGACCUGGAAAACUUAGAGAUGUGUCCUGUGGGCUCGUGGUGUCUCAUCUUCUUCUCUGUCUUGGGGUGUUACUGGGUGCCAGCAAAUUGCUAUUCUAAUGGCAAGGUCACAAAGUCCUGUGGCAACAUGACACCCCAACAUGGUGGCUCUGGUCAAACUGCCCAGAGCCCCUACUGGAUAAAAACCAACACCACCACGUUCAGUCCUGGAGAUCACAUCCAAGUCACCCUGUCUGGAACAACAUAUUUUGAGGGGUUCCUGCUUCAGGCCAGAGAUGCAGCUAAUCAGAGCUCAGUAUCUGCAGUUGGAACCUUCACCCUGACCAAUUCGAGCACAACGCAGCUGCUCACCUGCAACAAUCACCAGGGCUCAGCAGUGAGCCACACAAGUGAUGCCAGACAGACAGAGGUGGUUGUCACCUGGAAUCCCCCUCAAGAUGCUCCGGGAGCGAUUCAGUUUUUUGUGACUGUAGUUGCGCACUAUAAUAAAUUUUGGGUAAAGCAACCUGGACCAGUUAUCUGCCAACAUGGUGUUACUCCCUGCACACCUCAGUCCACCACAGCACCGACAGUACCAACAACCACACCCUCUAUCCUGCCUGGACCGUUCACGUCUGAUGGCUGCGGCCAAUCGAAGUCUUGCUUGUUGGACCCUCCGGGCUGCAAUCCAGUCCGUGAUAGUCACUGCUUCUUCCUGUCCAUGUCUACAGAGGGACCAGACAAAACGUCUGUGGUUUUCGAGAUGAGUGGCCCACAAGAGGGAUACAUGGCCUUUGCUCUGUCAUGGGACACAUGGAUGGGCAAUGAUGAUGUGUAUAUCUGUGUACAAGACGAGGACAAGGUGUCAGUGAAUGCUGCCUAUGUCAGUGGAAGAACGCACCCCGAGGAUGAAUCACAGACUGGUCUCUCGUCAGUGUCGUGGCGACUGUCAGAUGGAUCGAUCCAGUGUAAGUUCAGUCGACCAGUCAAAUUAAGCAGCCAGGACCCAGCCCGCUUUGACCUGGACCAAGAGUACUUUGUGUUCCUGGCCAGUGGGAAGGCUCAUGAUGGUAAUAUAAGGAGACACAGACAACAACCAUUAAUCUCCACUCACAAAAAACGUAUCACUGGCCCUCCAGAAGUCCUCAGAGGCUCCCGGGGACCAAUGAUUAUGAAAAUGCAUGGUGCACUAAUGCUGUUAGCCUGGAUGCUAACAGGAAGUGUUGGUACCGUCAUUGCCAGUUUCUAUAAACCUGAUUGGCCAAAUCAGAGUCUGUUUGGCCAGAGAGUCUGGUUCCAGGUUCAUCGAGGCCUGAUGAUGUUAACUGUGACUCUGACCGUAGUAGCCUUUUGCCUCCCAUUUGGUUACAGGAAAGGCUGGAGUAAGCAUGCAGGUGCUCAUCCCUAUCUAGGCUGCUGUGUUCUGGUUUUAUCUCUGAUUCAGCCAAUAUCAGCAGUGUUCAGACCACCUCCUAACUCUGACAGGAGAUUUAUCUUUAACUGGGCUCACUUGGCAGUUGGCUCUAUGACUGAGAUCCUGGCAGUGGCAGCAAUGUUCCUAGGACCACAACAGUCAUCUUUACUCUUACCUCAUCCAUGGGUAACAAAGGUUUUGAGUGGAUAUGUGGCAUGGCUGUUUUCAUUCCGAUUCCUCCUUCUGAUGCACAAGUACUUUUAUAAAAGAAAAGCACUGGAGUCAGAUGAGCAGGGAAUUCUUUCUGGGCAGACUCGCCAGGGGUCUUUCAUAAAAUCCAUCAUCUUGGCUCUCUUGGCUUUGGGAAACUCUGGCUUCUUGAUUGCCUUGCUGGUUUCUAUUGGUAAAAUUUAACUUGUAAUGGCAAAACAAUAUAAAUAAACAUGACAUAUUGAAAGGUGACUUUUCUAAUGGAAGACUUAGACUAGUUCCAGGUUCUAUGUUCCAAGUCCGUACUCAACUUUAAUAUCAAUCUAAUCAUAUUUACCUUUUUGUAGUAGUUUUACACUGACUUCAUACCCAGAUUUUCAGAUUCACAGCAUUAUGCUAUUUUCAGUGAUUAUUAAUGUUUCAUAGUAGCACUUCUAUGCCCUCACUGAAUUAUUCAUUAAAGAAAACACAGGAAUAAGCAAAA
This is a messenger RNA of Mugil cephalus (flathead mullet), 2264 nucleotides long. RefSeq names its product ferric-chelate reductase 1a (gene frrs1a). The transcript is spliced from 18 exons. Bases 197 to 1984 code for a protein of 595 amino acids. The record is from RefSeq and is a predicted model, not a curated record. NCBI's taxonomy places the organism in Eukaryota, Metazoa, Chordata, Actinopteri, Mugiliformes, Mugilidae. Gene Ontology annotation, molecular function: oxidoreductase activity, acting on metal ions.